Messenger RNA from Rana temporaria (common frog), 3833 nucleotides. RefSeq lists its product as uncharacterized. Gene Ontology annotation, molecular function: protein binding; zinc ion binding. The record is from RefSeq and is a predicted model, not a curated record. Lineage: Eukaryota; Metazoa; Chordata; Amphibia; Anura; Ranidae. The transcript is spliced from 2 exons. Bases 175 to 3366 code for a protein of 1063 amino acids.
AAGGGUUACUGGGGAGGGUCUCUCUGAGAGAGAAGACUUCACUUUACAUAACAAAGCAUCCAAACCUGCUGGUUCCUCACUAGAAUAUAAUACCAAAGCCCCCAAGUCUUUCAUCACCAGUGUAUAGGACCGAAGUCCCAAAGCUCUAUCACCAGUUCGUUGUCCGUCUUCCAAAUGGCAUCUGCUGACCUAAGAGACGAGCUGAAGUGCUCCAUCUGCCUGAACCUGUAUAAGGAGCCCAUCUCUCUGAAGUGUGGACACAGCUUCUGCUGGAACUGUAUUGUGAGGGCUCUGGAUACGCAGGAGGAGUCUGGACUUUAUUCCUGUCCGGAGUGCCGAGUGCGCUAUACGGAGUAUCCCACCCUGGAGAAGAACAGGAAGUUGUGUAACAUCGUGGAGUGUUUCCGAUCCGCUCACCAGGAGGAAACGGAGGUCUUGUGCACGUACUGCGAUUUUCCUACAGCGGCUUUAAAAACAUGUCUGUUAUGCGAGGCCUCAUUUUGCGAAAAGCACCUAAGCAACCACAGCAAGUCGCCAGAUCACAUUUUAACCAAACCCACCGCAUCAUUCGGAGAGAGAAAAUGCUCCGUACACCAAGAAGUGCUGAAAUACUACUGCACAGAGGACAGCGCCUGUAUCUGUAUGUCCUGCUGGGUGGCCGGAGAACAUCGAGGACACCAGGUGGAGCUUCUGAAUGAGGCCUCCGAGAAGAAGAAAGCGAAUCUGAGGGAAUCUACUAUUGUGUUGGACUUUUGGAGACGGGAGAUCCCAAGGAGAAUCGAGAAUCUGGAAAGUCACCGGACGCAAGAGGACAGAAAACAAAUCGCUGUCGCCGGGAGAGUCACGGAGCUGUUUAGAGACAUCAGGAGACAUCUGGAUGACGUAGAAGAGAGAGUCCUGACUGAGAUCUCCAGACAGAAGGAGCAGGUCUCGCAGUCGGUCUCGGAUCUGAUCCAGCAGUUGGAGACGCAGCAAAACAAGCUGUCCAGGAAGAUGAACCAAAUGAAAGAGCUGUGUAAGCUCCCAGAUCCGUUGAUCGUUUUGAAAACGCCACCGAACGGAGAAGACAUUAGUCCUGAGGUAGAGGAUUCAACCAAAGAUACGAGAAAUGCUCCGUGUAUAAAUGAGCAAAUGAUCUCGCAGAUCCUAGACCGAGAGCUUCACAAAUUUACUAAAAAGUUGAAGGAUCUGAUGAAAAAGAGUCAAUUUUCAGUGAUGGAGAAAGACAAUAUUUUAUUCGAUAUUAAUACAGCUCACGAGAACAUUUUUAUAUCAAAGAAGCAGACGGUAGCCACUUAUACCGCCAUGGAAGAGAACCGGUCAGAUGGACCCAACAGGUUUAAAUCCAGCCAGGUGUUGAGUCUCCAAAGCUUUACUUCUGGAGAACAUUACUGGGAGGUGGAUGUGAGCGAAGCGGAGGAAUGGCUGAUCGGGGUGGCCACCGAAACCAUAGAGAGGAAGAUCGCAGGACGUGACUUUAUAAUCGGAUAUAAUGACAAUUCGUGGGCUCUUAGUCAAAUAAGCUCAAGGCUUCACGCCAGGCACAGGGACACAUCGGAAAAUAUCGAGUCCAAAUCUCUUCUAAAGAUUAUCGGGAUUUAUCUGGACUACGAGGCCGGCCAUCUGUCCUUCUACCAGAUGUGUGACCCCAUCAGACACCUCCACACCUUCUCCACCACCUUCACUGGACCCCUCUAUGCCGCUUUCUACAUGUUUCCAAAUACUUCCAUCAGAAUUAUAAGAAGUUCUCUCACAAGUGAAUGUCCUUCUCACAGGAACAUUUUCAUCUCUACAAUGGCAUCUGCUGACCUGAAAGAGGAGCUGAACUGCUCCAUCUGCCUGAGCCUUUAUACGGAGCCCAUAUCGCUGAAAUGUGGACACAACUUCUGCCGGGACUGUAUUGUGACCGUGCUGGAUACUCAGAAGGAUUCUGGAGAGUAUUUCUGCCCGGAGUGCAGAGAGCAGUAUAAAGAGCGCCCUCCGCUGGAGAAGAACCGGAAGCUGUGCAACAUCGUUGAGUGUUUCAGAUCCACCAACCAGGAGGAAAAAGAGGUCUUGUGUACGUACUGCGAUUCUCCUACACCGGCCUCUAAAUCGUGUCUCCACUGUGAGGCCUCCUUUUGUGAUAAGCACUUGAGCAACCACAGCAAGUCGGUGCAUCACCUUUUAAUUGAACCCACCACAUCAUUUGGAGAGAGAAAAUGUUCCAUACACCAGGAGAUCCUGAAAUAUUACUGCACAGAGGACAGCGCCUGUAUCUGUAUGUCCUGCUGGGUGGCCGGAGACCACAGAGGACACCAGGUGGACCUUCUGAACGAGGCUUCUGAGAAGAUAAAGGAGAAUUUGAGAACAUCUACAAAUGUGUUGGACUUGGAAAAAGAGGAGAUCCAGAGGAGGAUCCAAACUCUGGAAAAUCACAGGACAGAAGAGAACGGAAAAACAAUUGCUGUGGUCAGGCGAGUCACUGAGAUGUUUCGGGAAAUCAGGAAACAACUGGAGGAUGUGGAGAAGCGAGUCCUGCUGGAAACGUGCCGGCAGAAGAAGCAGAUCUCGCACGCCGUCUCUUCUCUGAUCCAGAAGUUGGAGGAACAGAAGGACGAACUUUCCAAGAAAAUCAAUCAAAUGAAAGAACUGUGCAAUAUUGACGAUCCCUUAACUGUCUUGAAGAAAGCACCGAACAGGGAGGACCUUGUUCCCGGGAUUGGGGAAACGUCAAAUGAUGCCGCCAAUGCUGGAUGUAUAACCGAGGGAACCAUCUCACAGAUGUUACAAAGAGGACUAUGCAACUUUACUCACAAUCUGAAGGAUAUGAUGGCCAAAAGAAACUUUUCAGUGUUGGAGAAAUCCGAUAUUGUAUUGGACAUAAAUACGGCUCAUGACAACCUGAUAUUAUCGAAAAAACGCAAGAGGGUCUCUCAUACCGACAUCGGGGUCAACAGGCCGGAUGGCCCUAAAAGGUUUAAAUGCUGCCAGGUGUUGAGUGUCCAAAACUUUGCAUCCGGGACACAUUACUGGGAGGUGGAUGUGAGUGAAGCUGAGGAAUGGCUGAUCGGGGUCGCCUCCGAAAGCAUGGAGAGGAAGAUUGCGGGAGACACGUCUUUUAUUGGCUGCAAUGACAAAUCAUGGAGUCUGAUUCAAAGAACCUCCGGAAUUCAAGUCCGGCACAAGAACGUUUCUACCAACGUAGAGUCCAAGUCUUUAAUCAAGACCGUCGGGAUCUAUCUGGAGUACGAGGCUGGCCACCUGUCCUUCUACCAGCUGUGUGACCCCAUCAGACACCUCCACACCUUCACCACCACCUUCACCGAACCCCUCCAUGCCGCUUUCUACGUCUUUCCAAAAGGCUCCAUCAGAAUUAUUAAGUAAUUUCUAUAAUAGACUUAAAAAGUCACAUUUUUAAUUGCAUUUAAAUAUAUUCAUAUCAUUUUUAUUAUUAACUUUAUUGAAAUUGUAUGUAGACCGAGCCCAACGUUUUUUUUCUUCCAGGUUUGGAUAGAGUAGGAAACAGUGUUCAUUUUGGCAGCAAAUGUUGAUUUAGUUUUAGCCUUAGUCUAAUGCCGUGUACACACACGAGCCAGCCUAGCCAAUGUAAAACUUGUAAAAAUCAAUAUUUUACAUUCGCCCACUCCAUCAUAAACUAACACACAAAAAAGAAAGUUGUGGGCUGUAGAGACACUUUCAUCAUUAUCCUGGUUAAGACAAUUAAGCAUUGACCAUAUUCCCUUUGUUUUUGUAUUUUAUAAUCCUUUUAUAUUUGAAUAAUAUUGUUUCAAUGAUUAUAAAUGCUCUGUGUGCUUCCUUUUUGUAUCGAUAUUUUGUUUGCUGAUUCUUCU